GUCUUCCUAAUGAAUCAAAAGAACUUUUACAAAAAAUCAUUCCAACAUUUACUUCAAAAACACCAAUGUUUAAUUAUGCAGGAUUUUGUAGAGUUCUUUCAAUUCAGGAUAUUGGACGAAUCAUUGAUAAUGUUCUUGAACCAUCAAUUGAUUCUAUUGGAUCAUCUAUCAAUUCUUUAAGUAUAAAAUAUAGAAAUAAUUUAAUAGCAAGAGAGAUCAUAAAAAAUUUUUUGAGACAAAUUUCAUCAUUGAGAAGAUUAAAUUAUUGUGUAGAUAAUUAUAGUAUACUUAAUAAUAUAUCAUUUAU
Molecule: messenger RNA, 307 nt
Organism: Rhizophagus irregularis DAOM 181602=DAOM 197198
Lineage: Eukaryota; Fungi; Glomeromycota; Glomeromycetes; Glomerales; Glomeraceae
Source: RefSeq, a predicted model, not a curated record